Messenger RNA from Fusarium keratoplasticum, 1836 nucleotides. RefSeq names its product Fungal-trans domain-containing protein. The record is from RefSeq and is a predicted model, not a curated record. Lineage: Eukaryota; Fungi; Ascomycota; Sordariomycetes; Hypocreales; Nectriaceae. Bases 1 to 1836 code for a protein of 611 amino acids. The transcript is spliced from 4 exons. Gene Ontology annotation, molecular function: zinc ion binding; DNA binding. Gene Ontology annotation, cellular component: nucleus. Gene Ontology annotation, biological process: DNA-templated transcription.
AUGGUGGAUAACUCAAGACGAGACCGAUCCCGAACACGGAUCCGGAAGACAUCCGAGAUUUGUGCUCAGUGCCGCAACCGCAAGUCGGGAGCGUCAACGUUGUCGCUGGAGUUAGGGAUUGACAGACUUGUCGUCAAGCAACAUAUAGAUACCUUUUUCGAGUUCAUCUACCCAAUUCCCUGUUAUGGGUUCCUUCAUCGAGCGAGUCUCCUCCAAGCCUGGUCCAGGGGCCAUCUCAGCCCGCUGGUCCUACGUGCCAUCUGCGGCCUCACCGCGCGCUUCAUCCACCCGAACGACGCAAAACAUGCAACCCUUGCGCGUAAAUGGAUCCAAGAGACCGAGUCUGAGCUCUUAUCUCGGCUUUCUCAGCCAAGAGUGUCCGAUAUUGAAGCCUGGCUGCUUGUCACGUUUGACCAGUACCUCUCGCGACAGUUCAGCAAGAUGCUCGUCUCUAUGUCUCUGACCUCUCGGCUUGCCUAUAUCCUCCGUCUCAAUCACGAGAAUGAUCGGCCAUCAUUCCUUCAACAAGAAAGACACAGGAGGUUGAUGUGGUCCAUCUUCACGACAGACACGCUGUAUUCUAGUGGCAAGACAGAAUUCACAUCUUGUACCACAGAGACCCUUCAUAUUCGGCUGCCCUGUAACGAAAAGUCGUUCUCGAUGGACAUGCCUGUUUCAACAGGGUUCUUGACCAGCGAUGCUGAUGCUUCCGGCGAGUCAAACAUUGGUCUGCUGGGCUAUUGCCUACGCGUGCUCGACAUUCGUGACCGUUGUCAGAGGCUCACGCUGAAGAUUAGCAAUCAUCGGAAACUCUCACAAGACUCAUUUACCGCCGUCCAAUCCAUCGAGGAUGAGCUUCAGCGAUUUAGCAUCUCACUCCCAGAGCGCUACAGAUUUGAUGCCAAGUCAUUCUCUUUACGAGCCUUCUCCCCAUCAAGAACUCCGUUCCUAAUGCUCCACGCUUGGUGGCAUCAAACGCACUGCGACCUCUUUCGUUUUACUAUUCCCGGGUUCCGAGAGGGUCUCCCCAUAGCCGAAAUCUCCCAACUAUCGCCAGAAUUCGCAACUUCUUGUCGCGAGAAAUGUCUGUCUCACGCCUUGUCCGUAUCAAGGAUCCUCGAGACGCCCAAGUUGGUUGGCGGGGCAGACUUGAUCAGCGAUCCGUCCCUCGCCAUGUGUGCUUUCCACUCGGCGAGGAUCAUCUCAAGACUGGGGCAGCAUCCGAUGGGCAACUUGCCACAAGAUGAGCUCGUUGCAAGGUUAUCCUCGUGUGCCGAUGCACUAGAAGAGCAAGCCGCGAUUUAUCCCACAUCUGCCAUCUUGAAGAAGGGCAUCAUGGAUCUCGUCAGUGAUGCUCAGCGAGAUCGGGAUGGACAAUUUGCGUGCUCGUCUAUCUGGGAGGAGGAAGAACGGGAGACUAAUCUUUCAGGGAGCUCUGCUAUACAGGGCGGAGAAACUAGACGAAGGGAGAUUUACUCAAAACACAGUGUCAGUGAGGUGGUUCAGAAUCUACAUUUCGAGCCUGGAGACGGCGAUGAAGACAGCACAAUUACUCAAGAGGUGGCAGUGACGAAUGAAUCCGGCUCUGCAUAUCUCGAGAACCGCCCUACCCUUAUGAACGUUCAGUUGAUGGAGGCUCAACAGCAAACGACUAUACCAGAGCUCUUCGAUGCAUCGAUACACGAUUUCGAUGGCUACCUAGGAGGUUCUUCGGGGUAUAACGACGAGUUUUCUGCUCUUGGGGCCGAUCCAAGACACGAUUCUGGACAGCCUGAUCUAUUUAUGGACUCGUUCUGGCCUUUGAUGGAGGGAGACUGGAUGCCUGGGCAGAUGUAG